GCAUUUCUGUGACCAAUGCGGUGGACUGAUCAUCAAGAGCCACAAGAAGAAGGAAAUAGAAGCUGCAGUCAAGGAGCACUAUCAAUCCAAGUGCGAACUCUUCAAUGUUCCUGUUUCGGACGAGGAAUAA
Acaulospora colombiana is the source of this 130-nucleotide messenger RNA. Lineage: Eukaryota; Fungi; Glomeromycota; Glomeromycetes; Diversisporales; Acaulosporaceae. The record is from the annotation of a GenBank genome assembly.